Molecule: messenger RNA, 1438 nt
Organism: Hyaloscypha bicolor E
Lineage: Eukaryota; Fungi; Ascomycota; Leotiomycetes; Helotiales; Hyaloscyphaceae
Product: NAD(P)-binding protein
Exons: 3
Coding region: 132-1055 (307 amino acids)
Molecular function (GO): oxidoreductase activity
Source: RefSeq, a predicted model, not a curated record
CGCCAUGGCAUUUCAGCGGUGUAUAAUUCCAUGGUAUGCCCCAAGGAGAGUUCAUUGUUCUUCAAAAGCCGUUCAUUCUUCAGUGAAACAGUUUUCACCACCCAAUCCACGAAAAAUUCCCCAGCCCAACCAUGCCAUACGAUAUCAGCAUCAAAAAGGUUUCUUUGGCGGGCGCAUCCGGAAAUCUGGGUCCUGCCAUCCUGAAAGAACUCCUCAAGUCGGGCCUCUUCGAUAUCACGGUCUUGACUCGCGAAGCAAGCACCCACAAGUUCCCCGAAGAAGUUAAAGUCGUGAAGGUCGAUUACACAAAUCUCGAAUCACUUACAAAGGCGCUCGAAGGACAGGAUGCUUUGGUCUCAGCGGUAGCCACACUUGCAGUGCCAAGCCAGAGGAUGCUGAUAGAUGCAGCGGUGGAAGCUGGCGUCAAGAGAAUCAUUCCCUCUGAGUUUGGCUGCAGCCUUCAUAACCCACGUGUGCGAGCCUUACCAGUCUACUCCAACAAGGUCCAAAUCGAAGACCACCUGCACCAGCUCGCCGUCAAAGGUCUAACAAGCUACACGUUGAUAUUCAAUGGGCCAUUCCUCGACUGGGGUCUGAGAAGCGGACUGUUCAUCAACUUCAAGGAGAGAAAGGCAGAGGUAUACGACGGAGGUGACCAACUGAUCAGCGCAAGCCGCUUGUCGACAGCAGGGAAGGCUGUGAGGAGGGUUCUGACCCACCCUCGCGAGACUGCAGAUCGUGCUAUCUUCGUCAAGGAUAUCGACGUUUCUCAGAAUCAACUUUUGGGGCUUGCCAUGCAAUUGACUCCCGGGGAAGAAUGGGAUGUCAAGCACAUCAGCACUGCUGAUUUAGAAAAACAGUCCCUCGAGCAGAUCGAGAAGAAGGAAAUCACACCAACGACCAUGCUGGGGCUCAUCAAGCGGGCUAUAUUCUCUCCCGAGUUCGGAAACCAUUUUGAACAUGUGCACAACUCCAUCUUGGGCGUCAGGGGUAUCACUGAACCUGAUCUUGAGGAGCUGAUUGCCUCGAUAUUUGGUACGAAACACUUGGAAUAAGGUUAACUGGCUGGCGGCCGUAGGGGCAAAAGAUCCUCUUAGGCAUUUUAUUCUCCUCUUUCCAUUGAUGUAGUAACACAAACGAUUUGGGUACCAAAAUAAUUGAUUCUUGGGGUUCGAGAAAAUUCGGCUUGUGAAGACACUUUAAGCUGAAUUUCGAACUCAGCAAUGUUGCCUUUGAAACCCGAACCGCAGAGAACAAUUAAUUACGAGAUAGGUCUUUUUGUGAGGUCGGGGGUGGAGGAUUCCUUCCCUUUAAGAUUUUCGGCUGUUUUCGGUUAGCACUCUUUCGGCCUACAGUACGAAGGCGGGCGGCAUUAGUUCUAAAAACCGUCCAUCCGCAAAAAAGCGAGGAACACCAAAAUCGCUACGUUUAGAAAAUU